Messenger RNA from Lodderomyces parapsilosis, 966 nucleotides. Its product is annotated as exosome non-catalytic core subunit. Gene Ontology annotation, biological process: RNA processing. Gene Ontology annotation, cellular component: nuclear exosome (RNase complex); cytoplasm. The coding region runs from base 1 to 966 and encodes 321 amino acids. Gene Ontology annotation, molecular function: RNA binding. The record is from RefSeq and is a predicted model, not a curated record. The transcript has a single exon. Lineage: Eukaryota; Fungi; Ascomycota; Pichiomycetes; Serinales; Debaryomycetaceae.
AUGGAAUCUAAGUCAGUUGUACCUGGUCAAUACAUAACACCAACAAAGAAUCUAUUCCAAGAUAAGCAACAACAGAAGAAUGUCCCAGUAAAGUAUGUUGCCGGGUCGGGCACAGUGAUUAAUUCAAUUGAAGUUGAUGAUGGCAAGAGUCUAUCAAUCAUUUGUGCUACAAUACUAGGCAAGACCCAAUUUGUUAAAGUGAACAAUACACUAGAGGCAAGUGAUGUGCCAAGUGAGGAUAAAGACAACCAGGAAUUGUCGUAUAUCGUCAAUGUCAUACCCAGAGAUCAACGAGUCAACACUGACAACGACAAUGCUAACGAGACUGCCGACAGUAGUGGUGAAACACGCAACGUCUCAUCAUUGUCAUCUCCAAUCAAUCUCCCCCAGGAGAACGAUAUUGUAUUGGUACGAAUUACCCGUAUCUCCCAAAAACAAGCCAAUUGCGAAAUCAUUGCCCUUGAAUCAAAAUCGAAAAACGCACAAACAAUUGGUGGUGGUAUUGCCAGUGGGAGCGGCAGCGGCAACAUCUUAUCCGACUCAGGAACCGGAUCCAAUGGCGCCACAGCACAAGCAUCUCUCCCGCACGGUGGUGGAUCGCAACACAACCACAAUAUACAAACGGUGGCAUCAUCAACAACAACACCAUCACAAGCAACAAUCUACGACUUGGGUGAAAAUUAUCGUGGCAUAAUUCGUGCAUCCGAUAUAAGAUCAACUGAACGAGACAAGAUUGUUGUUGGCCAAUGUUUUAAACCUGGUGAUGUUGUACGAUGUAUGAUUAUUAGUUUGGGUGAUGGACAAAAUUAUUAUUGUUCAACUGCUAGAAAUGAUUUGGGUGUGGUAUUGGCUAAACUGUGUGGCGGUGCUGGGAGGUUAAUGUAUCCUGUUGAUUGGCAACAUAUGAUUGAUUUGGAUAGUGGAGUUGUUGAGUUGAGAAAAAAUGCCAAUCCGUUUGUUGUAUAG